Molecule: messenger RNA, 1103 nt
Organism: Perca fluviatilis (European perch)
Lineage: Eukaryota; Metazoa; Chordata; Actinopteri; Perciformes; Percidae
Product: cathepsin S-like
Exons: 8
Coding region: 30-1034 (334 amino acids)
Biological process (GO): immune response
Cellular component (GO): lysosome
Molecular function (GO): cysteine-type endopeptidase activity
Source: RefSeq, a predicted model, not a curated record
UGGUUUGCAGUUUGCAGUUUGCAUGGUGCAUGUCCUCAGAUCAAAAAAUGUUUCGGAGCCUGUUUCUCACCAUCGUGUGUGGAUUUGCAGCGGCCGUUAUCAAUUCAGAACUGGAUCGACACUGGGAACAAUGGAAGAAGAUGCAUAAUAAAGUAUAUUCUCACCAGGUUGAGGAGUCGGGUCGCAGGCAGAUAUGGAGAGAGAACUUGAAAAUGAUUGAUGUCCAUAACCUGGAAACCUCCCUGGGUUUAGACAGCUAUGAGCUGGCAAUGAACCACCUGGGAGACCUGACCACUGAGGAGAUCACUGGCACGUUGAUGGGCACCAUUGUACCCUCUGACCUGGAGAGGGGCCCUUCAAACUUUGCCAGGGUCAACACCUCUCUACCACCAUCACUGGACUGGAGGGAUGAAGGCCUGGUAACUGAGGUCAAAAUGCAGGGGUCUUGUGACUCUUGUUGGGCGUUCAGUGCAGUUGGAGCUCUGGAAGGGCAACUCAAAAAAACUUCAGGCGUCCUCAUGUCCCUCAGUACUCAAAACCUGUUGGAUUGCUCCAUAAAAUUUGGCAACCACGGGUGCCACAGUGGCUUCAUGACAAAUGCCUUCCAAUACGUCAUUAAAAACCAAGGCAUAGAUUCUAAUGCAGCCUACCCUUACGUUGGCAAGCGUGGUCCAUGCAAGUAUAACCCACGGUAUCGGGCUGCUAACUGCUCGGGCUACACCUUCUUACCAAAAGGGGAUGAGUUUGCAUUGAGGGAAGCUCUAGCUAGCAUCGGCCCCAUCUCUGUAGCAAUUGAUGCCACCAGGCCCAAGUUUGUCUUCUACAGUCAUGGUGUGUACAGGGACCACACAUGCACCCACAAUGUGAACCAUGGAGUGCUGGCUGUGGGGUAUGGCACUGAGGGCGGACAGGACUACUGGCUGGUCAAAAACAGUUGGGGUUUACACUACGGAGAGGGAGGCUACAUCAAGAUGGCUCGGAACAGACACAACCAGUGUGGCAUCGCUCUCUAUGCUUGUUUCCCCUUCAUGUGAUUUUUAGGAUGUAUGUUUCUCAACAGUGGUUGGGACAUUUUUAAAUAAACAGCUUGAUCCUUAACUUGA